CAGAAGAACGCUAUUGUCUUUUUCAUUUUUCCUUUCAACAAAAAAUUGAGAGUUCCAUCUCCUUCUUCCUCUGUAGUCUCCACUUCAAUUGAUACCAAGAAUUGAAAAGAGCAAUGCGAACUACAAAUCUGUCUCAAAUCUUGUGUUUCUAAACGAAUCAGAUCCAAAUAUUAUUUCCAUAGAGGAAUAAGAAAAGGAAGAUGUUGAGAUUGAGAGCUUUUAAGCCGAGCAGUGAUAAGAUAGUAAAGAUACAGUUACAUCCAACUCAUCCAUGGCUUGUCACUGCCGAUGCCUCCGAUCGCGUCUCUGUUUGGAAUUGGGAACACCGUCAGGUAAUAUAUGAGCUAAAAGCUGGUGGCGUUGACGAGAGGCGUUUGGUUGGAGCUAAGUUGGAGAAGCUAGCUGAGGGCGAAUUAGACUCUAAAGGGAAACCCACAGAAGCCAUGAGAGGAGGCAGUGUUAAACAGGUGAACUUUUAUGAUGACGAUGUACGGUUUUGGCAACUUUGGCGUAACCGUUCUGCAGCUAGUGAAGCUCCAGCUGCUGUCAAUAAUGUUACUGCAGCAUUCACUUCUCCUGCACCAUCAACUAAAGGGAGGCACUUUCUUGUAAUUUGUUGUGAAAAUAAAGCCAUUUUCUUGGAUUUGGUUACAAUGCGUGGUCGUGAUGUACUCAAGCAAGAGCUGGAUAAUAAGUCGCUCUUAUGUAUGGAGUUUCUCUCCAGAUCAACUGCUGGGGAAGGCCCUUUAGUUGCAUUUGGUGGAUCGGAUGGCGUCAUUAGAGUUCUUUCAAUGAUAACAUGGAGGCUUGUACAUAGAUAUAGUGGAGGUCAUAAAGGAUCUAUAUCUUGUUUGAUGACUUUCAUGGCAUCCUCUGGAGAGGCACUUCUUGUCUCGGGUGGUAGUGAUGGUUUACUUGUUCUUUGGAGUGCAGACCAUGGUCAAGAUUCACGAGAACUUGUACCUAAGCUAAGUUUAAAGGCACAUGAUGGUGGGGUCGUGGCUGUGGAGCUUUCCAGAGUGAUUGGAGGUGCUCCACAACUUAUUACCAUUGGUGCAGAUAAAACAUUAGCUAUAUGGGAUACAAUUUCUUUCAAGGAGUUGCGGCGAAUUAAGCCUGUUCCAAAACUGGCUUGCCACAGUGUGGCAUCUUGGUGCCAUCCUCGAGCUCCAAACCUCGAUAUAUUGACUUGUGUUAAGGAUUCACAUAUAUGGGCUAUUGAACACCCUACAUAUUCAGCCCUUACGAGGCCAUUGUGUGAGCUUUCUUCACUCAUCCCUCCUCAAAUUCUUGCACCAAACAAGAAACUUAGGGUUUAUUGUAUGGUUGCACAUCCUUUACAGCCUCACCUUGUUGCUACUGGAACCAAUAUUGGUGUUAUUGUUAGUGAGUUUGAUGCCAGAUCUCUUCCAGCUGUAGCUCCCCUACCAACACCACCAGGAAAUAGGGAGCAUUCUGCUGUCUACAUAGUUGAAAGGGAGUUGAAGCUACUGAACUUUCAAUUAUCCAACACAGCAAACCCAUCUCUUGGAAGCAAUGGCUCCUUAUCUGAAACAGGAAAGUACAGGGGAGAAUCAGCUGAACCAUUACAUGUCAAGCAGAUUAAGAAGCAUAUUAGUACACCUGUUCCACAUGAUUUGCAUUCAGUUCUUUCUGUUAGCAGUUCAGGGAAGUUGUAUGGCUCCUUAUCUGAAACAGGAAAGUACAGGGGAGAAUCAGCUGAACCAUUACAUGUCAAGCAGAUUAAGAAGCAUAUUAGUACACCUGUUCCACAUGAUUUGCAUUCAGUUCUUUCUGUUAGCAGUUCAGGGAAGCAGUUGCAAGGCUUUUGGCUUGGGAUACAUGUCGUGAUAGAUACUGCUAUACUGGAAUCUGAAUUAAGCAACCUAGAACAUUCCUGUGAUUCCCCAAGGGGGUUUUUUCCAUCAAGGAGAGCAAGAGAAGCAGCUGCAGCUGCAGACAAAGCUGCAGCAGCUGCUGCAAGUGCUGCUUCUGCCUGCCAGUGUGCAAGUGCGUAUCUUGCUUUGAUGAUGUACGAUGAUGGUACAUCAAAUAUCCUGAUGAGGUCCAUAGGAAGUCGUUCUGAACCGAUAAUUGGCUUGCACGGAGGGGCACUACUAGGUGUGGCCUAUAGAACUUCCCGGAGAAUUAGCCCUGUUACAGCAACAGCUAUUUCUACUAUUCAGUCUAUGCCUUUGUCAGGAUUUGGAAGCAGUGGUGUGUCUUCAUUUAGUACUUUUGAAGAUGGAAUUUAGUAUUUUGAAGAUGAUUUCUCCUCAGAAGAUCUCCUGCGCCUGAGGCAGCCCCUCAAAACUUUCAGUUGUUAUAGGUUGAGAGUCUGGUUAUUUUUUAUCCCUCAAAACUUUCAGUUGUAUAGUUGGGAAAGUUUUGAACCCGUGGGUGGUCUACUUCCUCAGCCAGAAUGGACUGCAUGGGAUCAAACAGUUGAGUAUUGUGCUUUUGCCUAUCAGCAGUAUAUUGUAAUAUCUUCUUUGCGCCCUCAAUAUCGGUACCUGGGAGAUGUUGCAAUUCCCUAUGCUACUGGAGCUGUUUGGCAUCGCAGACAGCUUUUUGUGGCUACACCAACUACCAUUGAAUGUGUGUUUGUGGAUGCUGGAGUUGCAGCAAUGGACAUAGAAACGAGAAAGAUGAAAGAAGAGAUGAAAAUGAAGGAGGUACAGGCAAGGGCAGUUGCUGAACAUGGAGAGUUAGCCCUAAUCACUGUAGAAAAUCCCCAAACUGCUGCACAAGAAAGAAUAAAAUUAAGGCCACCUAUGCUACAGGUGGUUCGUUUAGCUUCUUUUCAGAAUGUUCCUUCCAUACCACCUUUCUUAACAUUGGCGAAGCAGACAAAAGUUGAUGACAGUGAUUGGGCAUCACCAAAGGAGAUAGAAGAGAAGCGGGUUAAUGAGAUAGCAGUUGGUGGAGGAGGUGUGUCCGUGGCAGUUACUCGUUUCCCAACAGAGCAGAAAAGACCUGUAGGACCUCUAGUAGUGGUGGGUGUAAGAGAUGGAGUUCUUUGGCUGAUUGAUAGGUAUAUGUGUGCACAUGCCAUAUCCCUAAGUCACCCUGGUAUUCGCUGCCGGUGUCUUGCUGCUUAUGGAGAUGCUGUUACUGCAGUGAAAUGGGCAAGUAGGCUUGGUAGAGAACAUCAUGAUGAUUUGGCGCAAUUUAUGUUGGGGAUGGGCUAUGCUACGGAAGCACUUCAUUUGCCAGGGAUAUCCAAGAGGUUGGAGUUUGAUCUAGCCAUGCAGAGCAAUGAUUUGAAAAGAGCACUUCAGUGCCUUCUUACGAUGAGCAAUAGCAGGGACAUAGGGCAAGAUGGUACUGGACUUGGUUUGAGUGACAUUCUCAACAUAACAGCAAAGAAGGAAAAUAUUGUUGAAGCAGUUGAAGGAAUAGUGAAGUUUGCAAAAGAGUUUUUGGACCUUAUUGAUGCUGCAGAUGCUACUGCACAGGUUGACAUUGCUCGUGAAGCUCUGAAGAGAUUAGCUGUUGCAGGUUCCAUGAAAGGAGCUUUACAGGGUCAUGAAUUAAGAGGACUUGCUUUACGCCUUGCAAAUCACGGGGAGUUGACAAGGCUGAGUGGUUUGGUAAAUAAUUUGAUUUCAAUUGGCUUGGGACGUGAAGCAGCGUUUUCAGCUGCUGUUCUGGGAGACAAUGCUCUCAUGGAAAAGGCCUGGCAGGAUACUGGGAUGCUGGCUGAGGCUGUACUUCACGCCCAUGCUCACGGGCGGCCAACACUUAAGACCUUGGUUCAGACUUGGAACAAAAUGCUACAGAAAGAGGUUGAACAUGGUCCCUCAACCAAGAUAGAUGCAGCAGCUGCAUUUCUGGCUUCUCUGGAGGAACCCAAGCUUACCAGUUUGGCAGAUGCAGGGAAAAAACCACCAAUUGAAAUUCUUCCUCCAGGAAUGCCAUCUCUUUCUGCUUUUAUUACUGGCCACAAAAAACCUGGUCCUGGUACACUGGGUUCACAGCAGCAACCUAGUAAACCAUUACAAAUAGAAGCAGCCCCAGUAGCUAAUUCUGCACCCAUACCUACAUCUACUCCUAACACUACUGCUGUAACAACACCACAAAAUGCAUCUCCUAGUUCUACCCCGGGAGCAGAAAGUGCUCAACUGCAAUCUGAAGCAAGUGAACCUCCUGGUUCUAUUGAUGAUAAAGCUCCUGUCCCAUCCUCAGGAAGCAACCCAGAUCUUGUUGCAUCAGGAGAAAGUAUCCCACCAAUGUCCACGAGCGAUACAAUAUCGACCCCAACUGAAGUACCACCACCACAAAUACCUGAUAACCAGGGAGCAACUGUUCCUAGUUCUGUGCCCUUAAGUGAUACUCUUGCUUGAAUAUCUAGUUUUAUGGCCCAUUGAAGAACAGGACAUAUUGGGAAUUAUUUAUUGAUUCUUUGAUUUGCGGAGAAUCACAUGAAAAGGAAUGCGAAGCUAGAUAUAAGUUUCACUGCAAGUUGACUCCAUGUCAAUAUUUUAUGGACGAGUAGAUCACAUAUCCUUGUAUGAUUUCAUCGAGAGUUGUUUCAUUGCCUUGUUUGUUGUCCUUAUUCAUUUAUUGACUUUGAGAGGCAGAAUUUAUCUAUGUUCUGCCAGUAUUCUGAUUUGUAUUAUUUGCUUGUACCAUAUAGAUUUUACAGUGCUGUUCAUAUUUUAGAUGUUAGUUUAAAUUUUGUAGUGGGUUCAGUUGGAGAGUUGUGGACUAUUUCUAAUGGAGAUCAUUUAUUGAUAAUGCAGAGAUGGAUUUAUUUUUA
Molecule: messenger RNA, 4762 nt
Organism: Jatropha curcas
Lineage: Eukaryota; Viridiplantae; Streptophyta; Magnoliopsida; Malpighiales; Euphorbiaceae
Source: RefSeq, a predicted model, not a curated record